AUGAUGUAAAGAAAUUAAACCAAGUAACUGCAUCACUCCUCUGCUGUGUAACCUGCUAUAUCCUCUGGUCUUCAAUAGAACCCACACCAUUCUCACAGACAAUUCAAAGCGCCGCGCAUACAUUCUAUGAAUGCCCGUAAAUCACAGAUUCAGAAAUCUACUGUUGGUUAAGCAGUUGAAAAUUGUUAAAUCGAGAAUAGAACUCAACAAUAAAAACAAUUAUCGCAAUCAUAGCAUAAGUAAAUUCUUGCCAAUAAUAAAGGUAUGAUCGCUCAGGCAGCUAAUAGUCCGAAUAUAAAAGCAUUUGAAAAAGCAAAGUUUAGCAAUAUUAAGAAAUAGGGGAUGUCUUAGUCAACAGUUUAUGUUAGUUUAUAGGGUGAAGAUCUAAAGAACUAUAACUAGUAAUAACAAUAACAACAACAACAAUAAUUUCUUAACAAAUAAUCGGAAAAAUAGCAAUUAUCUUUGCCGUCUUAAUGGAAUUAACUCCAAGUCCAGCAGUCAUAGCAUAUAAAUCCCUAAUAUCCUUAAAAUCAGAGAUUUCUCACUUAAUAAUAACAUCACUAGCAGCAAUUACUGUAAAAUUAACAGCACUCUUUGCUAUCUACUGCUCAGAUGAUGGGAAAAAUAGAUGACAUUCAAAUGAAGCAAAGAUCUUUCUAGGGACCGAAUAUCCCUAAUCAGUAGUAAUUUAAUCCUAGUAGUGUUAAUGUGCAACUUCGGAGUAGAUUUCCUCAAAAGCAGGGCUCAUUAUUAAGAAAGCAGUCUUAAAAUAUAAAAUAUUAGCAAAGUCCUGCCUAAAAUACUAAAAAGCCUUCCCGUCCCUCUACAGCUUAAGUAAGGAAUCGUGCAAGCUCUAAUAAAAGUAGUCAUGAUCUUCAAUAUCAAGUGCCUUUAUCUCCAAAAUAAGGAGGACUUAGAACCACUGGGCAUAACUCAAAUUCUUUUGUCUCUAUUGAAAGGAACAAAAAAAAUUAACAGUAGACAUUCCAAAACAAAUCAAACAGUUUUCUCAUGACAUAGUAGAUUACUUUGGUAUAAAGGAAUGAGAAUUAACAAAAUACAACUCAGAGUUAAGUAAAUUACCCUUAAUAGAGAGCUAUUCCUUCUAAAAAUCUAAAGGGAAGCAGCACUCAAAUUCUUGUUAAAUCUAAUCAAUACUCAUCGAAAACCCAGGGCUUUAAAUAAUCCUGCGAGAUUACUAAAAGAAGUAGCAACUAGAGUAAAUAAGAGUAGGAAACUAAUUCUAAUAAUGAGGGAAAUUUAGAAAUAUCUGAUUUCAAUAACCUUGACCUGAGUUAUAAUAAACAGACAAAGCCAGCAGAGAAAAAAUCAGCAAGAAAAUCAACUUUUGGCAUGAGAGAUUUGAAGAAGCAGAGCUUUUCUAGCGGGAUCAAUUAGGAUAAUAGAAUUUAUAAUCACACUCUGCAUAAAAACUCUUAAGCUGAAAUCAGCAAUAAAAUUUCUCAUAGUAAAUCAGUACAUUCAUUUAGCAACUCCAGAGUACAAUUAAAUUAUUAAGAACAAAAGAAAGCAACUAAUUAAAAUAAAGAUGAAAAUGAAGACAGCGAAUAUGGUGAUGAGGAUGAGGAUGAAGAUGACGAUGAAUCCUACGGAGACGAGAGUGAGAACGAAAAAGAGGAGCUUGAAUUUGAAAAUGAGUAUGAUGAUGGCCAAAUUGAAGCUAACUAGAAAGAUACUACAGAUAUGUUGAGACAAAGAAGUACAGAUUUAAGCUCGGAAGCAAGCACAAAAUCACCAAAAUCUUUAAGGAAAAAACAGAUUGCAAAAAAAAUAGAGUAAAUUGAGGAGGAGUCUGUUUCUGAUGAUAAUCUCGACACGUAAAAAGAUGAUAAGAAAAUAAAUCUGGAAUUGGCUUGUCCUAAAGAGAACUUGAUAAGGACUAUCUUGGAGAGGAAAAACUCACAAUAAAGUGUUGGAAGUUAAAAAUUGAACAGAGUGAGUUCAUCUCUGACAAAUUAUCAAAAUUAGAUAGUAACCCCUAGUAGUUUUCUUGUCCAAUAUGAAGGAAACGACUAUGAAGCGAAAGAUCCGUUUACCUAGGAUCAUCCUGUGAUUCUUUUACGCAGCAUCUUUGAGAAAAGACCACCAGUAAUUUUCUUCUAAUACCCUCCAUAAUGCAAUAAAAAAAGAGAUGAACAGUUUACCCAUAAAAUGAAGGAAGGAAAAUAUAGAUUGAAGUUCAAAAUUUCAGAUCAGGUUCAUACUUAUAACUGUGUAGUAAAUUCAUUGUGCAGAGGAGGCUUUCAAUAAACUGAUGGAGCAUCUUGGAAUAUAAUGUGGAGUGCUCCGCUUAAGCCUGAGUGCUUAAGAAAUUAUGACCAAUAUAGAAAAUGCAACCAUUUUCCAGGAACAUUUUAACUAGGUAGAAAAGAUAAUAUGUAUAGACAUAUGUCUAAGAUGAUAAGAGAAUUUGGUGAGGAAUAUAGAAUAGUGCCAAAGACUUGGAUAUUGCCAGAGGAUUUAAGAAGAUUUUAACAAGAAAGAGAUAACACUGAGAAGCCGUAGCUUUGGAUAGUAAAGCCAGCUAAUUCCUCAUGUGGCAGAGGCAUAAGAAUCCUUACUAAAACUAGUUAAUUACCCAAAAAAGGAUAACACGUGGUUUGUGAAUAUAUUAUGAAGCCUCAUCUAAUCAAUGGUUACAAAUAUGACCUUAGACUUUACGUUUUCAUCACAUCAUAUGAGCCCUUAACAAUAUAUCUCUAUAAAGAUGGAUUGGUAAGAUUCGCAACUUAGCCAUAUAACACGAAAAAUACUAAAGUUAGAUUUGCUCACCUGACUAACUUUAGCGUUAAUAAAAAGGCAACUAAUUUCAAAGCAGCUGAUGAGUCUUCAACAAAUGGCUAGUCUUAAUAGGCUAGCAAAUGGUCAUUAAAAAUGCUUUAAGAAGCAUUUAAGAGUUUAUCAAUAGAUUAUGAUGAGGUUUUUGUCAAAAUUAAAGAUUUGAUAAUUAAAUCAAUCCUUGGCGUUGAAACAAUUAUUGGUAAUAAUAUGGCUAGAUCCUCAAAGUAUCGUCACUUAUGCUUUGAAUUGUAUGGGUUUGAUGUAAUUUUAGACAAUGAUUUAAAACCAUGGCUUCUAGAAGUCAACGUUUUGCCAUCUCUUUCAUCUAGUUCUAAUCUAGAUAAAAGAAUCAAGACUUCUCUUCUUUCUGAUAUAUUCCAAACUAUUGGUGUUGUACCCUAUAAUAAAAGAAAAGUACAAAGGGAAAAUGAAGCACUUAAAUGGGGUAAAUUUUCAGGAGUUAAGAGCAAAAUAAACUAACAAGAUAAUCAAGAGAAAUCUUCAAAUAUGACCUUGAAUAAUUUUGUGUCCAAUAAUAGUUAUGAGGAUAUGGAGGAGUCUUGGGAUGAGAAAAAGUACCUUUCAUCUCCAGCUAGAAUCAGAUUAGUUAAAGAGUUGUUGAAUACGAAUAUUAAUGAGUUUAAUUACGAAGAACAGAUAGUCAUAGUUGAAAAACUAGAAGAAUAAAGCAGAAGAGGUGAUUUUGAUAGAAUAUUUCCAGUAAAAAGCACUCUUGACAAUUAUACUAAAUACUUUAAGUGCAACAGACCAACCAAUCUCAUAAUGUGGAAAUGGCUGAAAAUGAAAAAAGAAGACAAACUGGCAUACCUUAGAGAUUUCAAGGCAAAUAAAAAUCAGCAAGAACUUCUUAAUUAGUUAAUCUCAGAGUACUGA
Stylonychia lemnae is the source of this 3699-nucleotide messenger RNA. The record is from the annotation of a GenBank genome assembly. NCBI's taxonomy places the organism in Eukaryota, Ciliophora, Spirotrichea, Sporadotrichida, Oxytrichidae.